AAUGAAUCGAGGGUUGAUACUAAGGUUUGAAAAUCUGGUCCAGUUACGUGGUGCUUGCCGGCAGCUGCGUACUCUCUCCUACAGAAAAGUUAACAGAGCACAAUGGAAGCCUGUGCAGUUAUCUGCGCAUCCCAUGUGGUCCGUUCUGUAUCCACAGCUCUGGCAAAAAGACAAAGUAAUCAGUAUUGCCUUAUCACAACACAGACAUCUAGCUACAAAGGAGGAGACAAAAAAGAAGAGAAAGAAGAUACCGCUGACAAGAGGUGAAGUGGAGAUAAGGCAGAAGAUGACUAUUGAGGAACUUGCACGAGCUAUGGGUAAAGACAUAGAUCAUAUUUAUGAAGCGCUGCUAUACACAGACAUUGACCUUGAUUCACUAGAACCAGAUUCCAUCUUACAUGAAGACCAUAUCAAGCUAGUUGUUAAAAAAUCAGGAAUGAAGUAUAAAUCAGCAAAACUGAAAGAGGAAAAAGAAAGAGAAAACACAGAUGCUGUGAAAAGGCCUCCCGCAGACCCAGCAGUACUAACUCCACGGCCCCCCGUUGUUACUAUCUUGGGUCACGUUGAUCAUGGGAAAACGACCUUACUUGACAGUCUACGAAAAACUCAAGUGGCAUCAAUGGAAGCAGGAGGCAUUACACAACACAUUGGUGCUUUUCUUGUGCAUUUGCCUUCUGGGGAAAAGAUAACUUUUCUUGAUACUCCUGGACAUGCAGCUUUCUCAGCCAUGAGAGCAAGAGGUACCCAUGUUACUGACAUUGUCAUACUGGUUGUAGCAGCAGAAGAUGGAGUGAUGCAACAAACUAUAGAAUCCAUUCAACAUGCUAAAAACGCAGGAGUUCCCCUUAUCCUCGCCAUUAAUAAAUGUGACAAACCUGAAGCAGAUCCUGAAAGAGUAAAGAAAGAAUUGCUGGCUCACGAUGUGGUCUGUGAAGAGUUUGGGGGUGAUGUUCAAGCUGUAAAUAUUUCUGCACUCAAGGGUGAAAACCUGAUGGUUUUAGCAGAAGCAACUGUUGCUUUAGCAGAGAUGUUAGAACUGAAGGCGGAUUCCACAGGUCUGGUAGAGGGGACCGUAAUUGAGUCUCGCAAAGACAAAGGGAAAGGUCCAGUUACCACAGCCAUCAUCCAAAGAGGAACUCUGAGAAAAGGCUGUGUUCUGGUUGCAGGGAAGACCUGGGCAAAAGUGCGUUUCAUGUUUGAUGAGAACGGCAAAGCUGUAGAUGCAGCCUCUCCAGGCAUCCCGGUGGAAAUCAUGGGCUGGAAGGAAGUCCCUUCAGCUGGAGAUGAAAUCCUUGAAGUGGAGUCUGAGCAAAGGGCGCAUGAAGUUGUGGCUUGGAGAACCUAUGUGGAACAACAGGAGAGGAUAAAAAGGGAUGUGGAAGUUAUUGAAGCAAAGCAAAAGGAACACAGGAUGGAAUAUGAGAAGAAGCAAGAGAAGCUAGCCCAUCUCACCUGGAGACAGAAGAAGGCGGUGCUGUACAAGGCCAAUAAGCAUCUAAUGUUUUCCAAGCCUAAAGAGAGAACAGAGAUGGACAAAAAUGUGCUAUCGGUAAUUGUUAAAGGUGAUGUGGAUGGAUCUGUUGAAGCUAUUCUGAACAUUCUGGACAGCUAUGAUGCUGAUGAUGAAUGUAAAUUGGAUAUCAUUCAUUUUGGAAUGGGAGAUAUCAGUGAAACUGAUAUAAGUCUUGCUGAAGCGUUUAAUGGUGUUGUAUUUGGAUUCAGUGUGAAAGCCAAUGAAAGUAUUAAACAGCUGGCUGCUAAAAAGGGAAUAAAAAUUAAACUUCACAAUAUCAUCUACAAACUUAUUGAAGACUUGAAAGAUGAACUAAAUAGCAGACUACCCCCAUCUGUGGCAGAGAAUACAAUAGGGGAAGCUUCUGUUCUUGAUGUCUUCUCUGUAACAGUAGGAAAAAACAAAAUUCCAGUAGCUGGAUGCAGAGUACAGAAGGGGCUACUAGACAAAAAAAUGAAAUUCAAGUUAAUCCGUCAUGGGGAUGUUAUUUGGAAAGGAUCUUUAUCAUCACUGAAGCAUCAUAAAGAUGAUGUCCAGGUAAUAAAAACGGGUAUGGAUUGUGGACUGAGUUUGGACAAGUGUAUAGAAUUCAAUAUUGGAGAUGAACUUAUCUGUUAUGAAGAAAAAGAAGUUCAACAGACAACUUCCUGGGAUCCAGGAUUUUAAAAUAUAUUUGAAUACAUUAACAUUAAAGGACAUGUAUUAUUCCUGGCUGGCCUUUAACUCUUAACAUUAAAUGAACUUUCAGAGAU
Molecule: messenger RNA, 2265 nt
Organism: Charadrius vociferus (killdeer)
Lineage: Eukaryota; Metazoa; Chordata; Aves; Charadriiformes; Charadriidae
Gene: MTIF2
Product: mitochondrial translational initiation factor 2
Exons: 13
Coding region: 2-2179 (725 amino acids)
Biological process (GO): translational initiation
Molecular function (GO): GTP binding; translation initiation factor activity; GTPase activity
Source: RefSeq, a predicted model, not a curated record